Messenger RNA from Aspergillus niger, 453 nucleotides. RefSeq lists its product as hypothetical. The record is from RefSeq and is a predicted model, not a curated record. Bases 1 to 453 code for a protein of 150 amino acids. NCBI's taxonomy places the organism in Eukaryota, Fungi, Ascomycota, Eurotiomycetes, Eurotiales, Aspergillaceae. The transcript is spliced from 4 exons.
AUGCGGUGUGCCGCGCCUGCAGCGCAGAGCGCAGCCCGGGCGGGCGUGAGAUCCAGACCCAGACCAGGCCAGACCAAAUCAAAAGAUGGAAAGGAUGGGAAAGAAAAAGCCUCCUCGGGGAAUGUUGAAUGCACAACAUUACCGUCGCACCAGGCAAAGAUUCUGGGCGAUAAAUUACCAUACGUGAUUGUUACCGAUUGGGCUUCCAGGAGCAGGGAUGUUCAUCCGCGUCGCUCGGAGUCGGACUCAGAGACUGGAGUUAACCGCGCGAUCAUGUGGCUUUCUGAAUUAAUUUCCCGGAAGCUUCCGACCACGCUUGCUAGCUGCGAGGGAGCUGCAGUCAUGGGGUGUCCUGAUCACUUGGCAAUACUGUCGGAGACAAGGGUUCGAAGGAAAGAAGCCUCGCAAGACUUCGUGGCAGAUGAGACGACGGCGAAUCAUUUUACGAAGUAG